ACUCGAAAUCUUCUGCCUACUUUGUCCAACCCUCCAACGUCGUCAUGAAUUUCUUGCCUGCCGCACAGUAAUCCUGCAAUGAACAACAUAUCUGGUGUUGACUAUGUGGCUCUAACAACAAUUAUCAGAGAACUUGGAAUAGAGAGCAGUUGAUCGGCAAGUCGUGGGCCAUGGAGGCCACCAAAGACAAGACCCCAGGAUCUGGUGGUCACCGGAGCUCGGGCUCUACUUCCUUUGCCGCCAUUGGAGCUGCGUUGAUUCCCACAGCGAUCACAGCAGGCAUUUUUCUCCUUGGAUUUAUUCUUCUUCGAGCAAGAUACAAGAACAUAUAUGCACCACGAACGUACUUUCGUACCAUCUCACGCAAGGAUCGGACUCCCUCGUCCAGCCACACCUCCGUAUCGUGGUAUCACGACUUUAAAGCUCUUGACGACAAAUUUAUCCUGCGUCAUUCAUCUCUAGAGGCAUAUCUAUUCCUACGUUAUCUGCGGAUGAUUGUUCUAGUCUGUGGCGUUGGAUGUUUAUUGACCUGGCCGGUCCUCUUCGCCGUGAAUGCUUCUGGAGGUGGUGACUCAACGCAAUUAGACAGAAUCUCUUUCAGCAAUGUCUCCAAAACUGAGAGACUAUAUGCACAUGCUGUAAUUGCGUGGGUUUUCUUCGCCUUCAUCUUGUUGCUCAUUACUCGAGAGAGACUUUUCAUUGUUGGACUUCGUCAAGCUUAUCAGACUAUACCCUUGAAUAACACUCGACUAUCAGCCAGAGUGGUGAUGUUUCUCGCUGUGCCGCCUGAUGGACUUCGACCUGAAAACCUUCAACGAUACUUUGGUAAAGACGCAGUCAGGUCUUGGCCAGCAUCAAAGUUGGGUCAAUUGGAGAGCAAAGUGGGCAAGAGAAACAUCCAAGUCGACAAACUUGAGGAAGCCGAGUUGGACUUUCUGCGAAAAGCGAAUAAGAAAGGUUAUGAUACCAGAAAUGGCCGUGACGGUACAACUGUUGCUACAAGUGCAGAGGACCAUCGGCCUGUUCACCGCACACACUAUGUUCUUGGGGAUAAAACCGACAGCAUAUCGCAUCUGCAAGAAGAAAUUACAUCCAUGGCCUCUGAUGUGGACAAGAUGCGUCAAGCUGGUGUGAACGAAUCGAACAUAAGACAUGGAGCUGUAUUUGUGGAAUUUAAAGACCAAGCGGCUGCGCAUUUGGCCUUCCAGCAGGUACGACACGCUUCGCCACUCUCGUUACAGCCAAAAUUUGUUGGUGUACAACCGAAAGAAGUGCUUUGGCAGAACCUCAACCUGGAUCCCUCGAUGCGGAUCUCUUACUCUUACCUUGCCAUAGCGCUAGCACUCGCUACCAUAAUGCUCUGGUCUAUCCCCGUGGGUAUCAUCGGAACGAUCUCGAACAUCAAUUACCUGACGGAUAAGUUCCACUGGCUCCGAUUCAUCAAUAAGCUUCCUGAACCAGUUUUGGCACUUCUGACCGGACUCGUACCACCACUAUUACUCAGCACUGUCGUGUCCUACGUGCCAUACUUUUUCAAGUAUGUGGCGACACUAUCUGGGCAACCCACCAGCAUUGAAGUCAACAAGUGGGCUCAAAAUUGGUAUUUCGUCUUUCAAGUCGUCCAAGUUUUCCUUAUAACCACAUUUUCAUCCGGGGCGGCUGCUGUAGCCAACAAGGUAGCCAACGAACCAACCUCGAUCCCAACGCUGCUCGCAAAGAAUCUCCCAAAGGCUUCGAACUUCUACCUGACUUACUUUAUCAUUCAGGGCCUGGGUACCGCGUCCAAGAACAUCAUCAACUACUCGGAUCUUUUCUCGUACAUGUUUUUCUACUACGUCAUGAACAAGACUCCACGACAAAAGUUCAAUACGUACACGCAGAUGAAAGGAAUCAGUUGGUUCAAUGUCUAUCCCAAAUUCACCAACCUCGCGGUGAUUGCAAUAGCAUAUUCAUGCAUUGCACCCCUGGUACUGGGAUUUGCCGGCAUUGGAAUAUUUCUGUUUUAUAUGAGUUACCGCUACAACUUGCUCUACGUGAUCCAAGUCAAGUCAGAGACGCGAGGCGAGAGCUACACUAGAGCCCUCCAGCAUCUAAUGACGGCAUUGUAUCUGGCGGAACUGUGCUUGAUCGGCCUGUUUGGCAUUAAGAAAGCCCCAGGUCCCUCGACAAUGAUGUCGAUACUUUUGGUAUUGACCGCACUCUAUCAUUUCACCGUCAACAAAUAUCUCACGCCUCUCGAGACCUAUAUGCCAGUGGAUGUCCUCUCAAAUGACGAGGAGGAGGAACGGCCUCUCCUGGGUUCCCAGGGAGACAUGACGCAGCGUUCUCGGAUACAUAGAUUUGGGGCCGGGAAAGUCCCUCCGAUCUUGCUCGACCCACUGGCUGCGUUCCUCGAGCCUCACAUCUUUGCUUCACAAGAGGCUCUUCGACCGUGGCUCCAAGACCCUGAGGGAGAGUUCGAGGAGUCAGUCUCGUACACCGAUGAGCAAUUGAGGAAUGCAUAUCUCAACCCGGCAUUGACCUCGAAAACGCCCAAGAUCUGGAUCCCGAGAGACUCCAAGGGUGUCUCGAAGCAGCUGGUCGGUGAGAAUGAAAGUUCUGGGCUGACUAGCACGGAUGAAGGGGCAGAGCUGAGUGCAUCGAAUGAGAUUAUCUGGAACCAGAAUGACUUUACAAGUGUGCCUAUUUUCAAAGAGGCAACCAGGUAUUAAUAAGCUUGUGGUGGUGAUGUCAGUCAAUGGCAUAGAUUGAUUGGGUUUGAUAUGUUACACAAAUGCUCAAAUACGACUUUUUAGACACACGAGGGUUGAUGAAAAUCGGUAUACAAGGAUUGAACGCCUACCGAAGUGAGUUAUGUUUGGACUUGUACAUGAACGUGUCCAGCCAGCCUUCAACCAUCGACCUCAUCAAGCCCCAAGCCACAUGCAGACAUUCGUCCAUUCAGCGCGAUCAACAAUUCCACAUGAUUUCAGCUCGUCUUACAUAUUACUACGUCCACUAGAGCCAACCAUUGAAACAUUCAAAAGUACAUUUCCAACUGUAAGACCUCAGCAACCCUCUUUUUCAUUUUUGUGAAAUGUUCAAAGGGAUCGGAUUGGACCAUUUUUUGUUUCAACUCCGGUCAUCACAUCUCGAUAGCCACACACGACCUGACAGACCAGACAGACCUGACAAGAGAAAAGGCAGCGUGUAACACAAAAUGACUUUG
Messenger RNA from Exophiala oligosperma, 3208 nucleotides. RefSeq lists its product as uncharacterized. Gene Ontology annotation, cellular component: plasma membrane. The transcript is spliced from 4 exons. NCBI's taxonomy places the organism in Eukaryota, Fungi, Ascomycota, Eurotiomycetes, Chaetothyriales, Herpotrichiellaceae. The record is from RefSeq and is a predicted model, not a curated record. Bases 171 to 2711 code for a protein of 846 amino acids. Gene Ontology annotation, molecular function: calcium-activated cation channel activity.